AUGGCCAUAGAUCAGCUGUGUUUAGGUCUACACCUCGGCUGCAUGAAGAAGAAAUUUGUAAUGCCAUUAUUAUUCCUAUGUGCAUCUUUGGCUCACCACAUAGAUGGCCUUCCGCAAGUUGGCCACAACUGGUCCCAUUCGCCUCCCAACGCUUACAACAACCGUUGGCAGCAAAAUAUCCAGACUACGCAAACGAACUGGCAGUCAAAUGGGGGCUGGAAUUGGCUAUUAGCAAAUAAUACUGGUUCCCAAAUUAGGGACCGAAAUAACUACAACGCAAACAGUUUGCCACGGGGGAAUGGCACACGCCAAUUACUGGGCACUAAUUAUCAGCGACAAGGAGAACGACUCUGGUUAAAUAAUAACCAAUCACAUCCUUAUAUCCAAGUGCCUGGUUUUGGUAAUCGUUCAAGUCCCGCAGCUGCUAAACAAUCGAAUAGCAGCGUUUCUUUGGGAACAAGCGGUACAGCUGGUUGGAGAGCUCCCUAUCAAGAGCUGGUUAAUAAUAAUCGCAGCAGCAACCAAAAAUACGACAAUUGGGCCCCUUUUCACCGAAACUUAGCUCAAAAUAUUUCAACCACUCGACAACCGAUAAGAAGCAGUAACCAUCAAGGCGGUCCAGCAACAGCUGGUACUUGGGAUAUUGGACGGUCCAAAUAUAAUUCGACAUCCGGUGGACAAAUUUUCGGCGUCGGUUGGCAUGUGCCCGGCAGCCCACUAUCGCCCAGCUCAGGUUUUAUUGCGCCGACGGACCCGCAUAUUAGCGCAAAUUGGAAAAGUGGUGCAGGCAAUAACUCGUAUCCCUUUGGGAAUUCACGUGCUCCCAGUAAUACCCAGCUGAUUGGAAAUAAUGGCAAUGCCCAAAAUGCAACUUUUGGCAAAGGUGGUACAGGUCCCAUUAACUCUGGUUACCCUGGCGCUGUCGCCUUAGGCGAUGGACACAAUAGCCAAUCCCCCCAUAGCGGUUUUAUUGGUAGUUCGAGUUACGGAACACCACUCGCACCUUUGGCUGAUGGUGCUUCUUGGAACUCUAAUGCAUUACUAGCUAACGUAAGCUAUCCGAAUGGUCACCGGCAACCCCCGUUAAGUCCUUAUGCUAAUCUGUUUAUUUGAGCAUCUGAUGAAUUUUCCCCAAAAUUAUUAGUUAUUUGUAAAUGCAUUUAAGGCUUAGAUAGCAUUGUUUCAAUGGAGUGAUAUG
Molecule: messenger RNA, 1198 nt
Organism: Anastrepha obliqua
Lineage: Eukaryota; Metazoa; Arthropoda; Insecta; Diptera; Tephritidae
Exons: 2
Coding region: 1-1113 (370 amino acids)
Source: RefSeq, a predicted model, not a curated record